UCAUGUUCAUCUUCGUCGUCUUCUUCUCCUUCUUCUUUCUCUUCACCUUCCAAGUCCCAACACCCAAGAAGAAGACAUCAACACACAAACCAAAGAUCAAGAAUCCCAAGAAAAAGAAGAUGAAGUAGUUGAUUCUUAUCAUCAUCAUCAAGAUUUUAAGAUUAGGGUUUACCUUAUCUCUCUCUACUUUUUCGUUUAGAUCGGUUCUUGAUCAUCAUCAUCAUCAUAUGUUUGUAUCUUCAUCCACGUGUGCGUACGAGAUCCAAAAGGGGAAUCAAGCGUCUCGGUCCGAUCCUUCGCUGCUUCAAAGCGAUCUUCAUCUUGAAAAUCACCAAAUCAAGUGUGUUUUUAUUAUCUCUUUUUUCUCUUUUUGUGUUUCUUUUUCUUUUGACUACCUUUUGUAUUUCUAUUUGCUUCUUUUUUUCUUUCUUCCGCAUAUCUCUUUUUUCGAUCGGUGUUUUGGUUUGACUGAUUUAGAUUUAUGAAUCUACAUGUAUGAUCACUAUAUAUCCCUAUAUAUGUUCUUCUUCCGAAUUCUACUCAAGAAUUUAUAUCCCA
Arabidopsis lyrata subsp. lyrata is the source of this 558-nucleotide messenger RNA. RefSeq lists its product as uncharacterized. The record is from RefSeq and is a predicted model, not a curated record. Bases 228 to 485 code for a protein of 85 amino acids. Lineage: Eukaryota; Viridiplantae; Streptophyta; Magnoliopsida; Brassicales; Brassicaceae. The transcript has a single exon.